AUGUCGUAUUCAAACACAAAUAACAACAACCAUAACAGGCCUCCGCCAGAAUACAAUUUAUCAUUGCCACCACCGCCAUCUGCUCCGUAUAAUAACUAUCAAUUUCCACCCCCUCCUGGAUAUCAAUUCCAACCUCCAUCAGUCCCUCAUAUGCCUCAGAUGAAUCAACCCUAUAUGUAUCCUCCUCCACCAGUUCCUGGAUUUCAUCCUGCCUUCCAGCAGCCACCUCCUCCGUCAUUAAAUAAUGAUGCAUUUAUACAGCCACCACCAAUCCAAAACCCGCCUCCUCAUCAAAGGCAAAUGCUCUUUGAUCAUGACCGCUAUCAUCCUCCAGCAAGGCAAUCUACUGCUCAGCCCAACAACAUAGAUAGGAAACGGAAAUAUAGUGAUGACGAGGGAGGCUCAGAUAUGGCUUCAGAAGGGAGAAGUGUCGACGCAAGGCAAUUUGGCAGUGGUGGGCCUCAGUCCCCUAGAUUAUCAAAGGCGGCGCUGAGGAAGCAGGUGAUGGGACAGCAAAAGAAGCAACCGAAACAAACACAACAGCAGCAACAAAAAUCACUUCAAUCAUCGAAAAAGCUCAAACAACCACCACAGCCUUCCAGACAAGUCUCUGAAGCUGAAUUGGCAAAGAGGGCUAGGAAACGAUUAGCUAGAUUACAAAAAAGAACGUCUCGAAGGUUAAAGCGAGAGGCUCUAGCUCUAGAACAGCAACAGCAACAACAAGGAGCAACAGGUCACAUUGGCCCUACUACUCAUGGAGGAUUCUUGCCAUUCGCGCCAGCACCUGGACUGUCGACUCGAUCAACACAUACUCAAGGAAGCCCUCCACAACCGACUGUAAGCGUUGAUGACUCGCUUGAACGUCCGAGAACCCAACGUAUACCGCGAACUGCAAUUCCUCGGUUUGCAGCUAGCGAAGCUCGACAAAAUAUCAAGGAAAGUACACAGGAACACCCUACUCCUACACAAACAGCAACCGCAGGUCACGUUGUAAAUGUUGCCCGGCCCAUAGACUCGGAUAGUGAUGACUCUGACUACGAAUCUGACGAUGACAUGGGCGAUGCUGAGCCUGUAGUCUCGGGUCCAAAUCAUAAGAAACCACAACCAAUCGAUCUCAAGAAACCACUACCAGUCGAUCUUAAGAAACCACAGCCAAUCGAUCUGGAUGCUGUAAUUGUGAUAGAUAUGGGAGAAGAUGAAACAUCUCGUGGCAAGAGUCGAAUGCAAGAAUCAAAUGAAAAUGUGACACCGCUUCCAGAACAAAGUCCCGAAGACGUUGAUUUCAUACCAUUUGAUUUGGGCCGCGACCCCUGGCUUAUCAAAGACGAGGCCGUCCAACACGUAGGCAAUGGCCAUACACCUCGCGCUAAACCUCUGAUUCCUGUAUCAAGGAGUGCGCCUCCAGCUCGAAGCUCUCAUAAUAACAGUGUUCGGUCUGAAGAUCCAUUGAUGCCAGUUGCAAUUCCAGCUUGGGUGCCUCCUGGAAAGGUCUAUCAUCGUCAUCCUAUGGAAGCUCUCAAGGAAGAAAUCAAAGAUUUUACAGCAUUCAUGUCACCCUCACGAGCAGAACAUGAAAUGCGACGAAUAUGUAUAGAACGUAUUCGAGAGUGUGUGGUCAAGGUUUGGCCUAAAGCUGAAGUCCAUGCUUUUGGCUCAUAUGAAACUCAAUUGUACCUGCCAUCAAGUGACUUGGACUUGGUAGUGUUGUGUAGAGAUGCGAACCCUCCACGUUGUCUGCACAUGUUGGCUGACGAGCUCAGACGCUCUGGCACAAAUAAGAUUACAGUUGUCGCCAAAGCCAAGGUUCCCAUUAUCAAAGUGGUUGACGAAUUGACCAGAUUCAGUGUCGACGUCUCCUUCAAUGGUACCAAUGGACUUGCUAGUGCAGAAAUAGUGAAGGAAUUUGUCAACGAUCCAGAGAUUGGCAGUGCCUUAAAGUCCCUGGUCUUGAUAUUGAAGCAAUUCUUGGUGCAGAGAAACCUCAAUGAACCCUUUAUGGGCGGAUUGGGUAGUUAUGCUCUCAUCACUAUGGUUGCAGCAUUCUUGAAGCUUCAUCCAAAGGUGUCGUCCCGAGCCAUCAAGGCGGAGGACAAUCUUGGAGCGCUGCUGAUUGAAUUCUUUGAAUUUUACGGUCGCUUCUUGGUCAGUAGCGAGGUUGGAGUUGGUGUCCAUGUUGAAUAUGGCGCCUGGCUCUUCAAUCGUCGCGAACGAGGCCAGAAGUGGACGAAUGAUAGGAAUGAAAGCAUAUCAGUCGUUGAUCCUCAGGAUUCGGAGAACGACAUUGCAAAAUCGGCAUUCGCAUAUCGGAUGGGCCGAUUGCCGCCACAAAGACCUCCUCGAGCUCAUACGAUUCUGGGAGUUCUUAUGAAUGCCCAGAAAAGUAUGUUGGCGCAGAGAGAGUUUGUGGAGGAAGUAUAUAGUACUUUAAAUGGCAAUGGCUUAGUAGGGUUAUCAACAGCCGCCAUCAACUUGUCGAAUGGAAAUACUCGAUUUGACAAGAAGCCACCACAUUCUGGUGCAGACGAGGUGGGAAAGGAGGUAGUAUAUGUGGAGUAUGAUACAAAUGAUGAAGAUGAUGGUGAGGAGCGAGGGAAGGCGAAAGGAAAAGGAAGAGUUAACGUGGAUUAUUCUGCUCCCAUGCCAACACAUGGCAAGAAGAGGCAAGACGAGGUGUUGGAUUAUGAGGAUGGUGACGAGGAUUUGGUUGAAAUGUUGAGGAGGACCAAGAGGUCAAACAAAUAG
Molecule: messenger RNA, 2742 nt
Organism: Synchytrium microbalum
Lineage: Eukaryota; Fungi; Chytridiomycota; Chytridiomycetes; Synchytriales; Synchytriaceae
Exons: 5
Coding region: 1-2742 (913 amino acids)
Biological process (GO): RNA 3'-end processing
Cellular component (GO): nucleolus; TRAMP complex
Molecular function (GO): mRNA binding; poly(A) RNA polymerase activity
Source: RefSeq, a predicted model, not a curated record